UAACAAAGAAGGAGCCCGGAAGAGGUAAGACUGCAUCGCGCGUCCAUCUACUACUCCAUUCAAACCAGCACUGAUUACGACUGUCGUUUCAAGAAAAGAGAAAUGAGAAUAAAUAGAGGGUUAAACUGGGCAAUUAAGCAGCUUCAGUUUAGCUCUGCAAUUACUUGGCACCAAAGCCAUUCAAUUCGCGAAUCAUCAUUUCUUGGUUCUGCUAUUGCCAAUGCAUCUCACCUCUUUUCUCGGGCUUACUCAACCGAAUUGCAAUCACAUUUAUCCCCUGACCUUAUUAGAAUUAUGGAGCAAAGGCUAUCGGCUAUUGAGCAUAGAAGUGCUUAUCUUGAGAAUUUUAUAGAUAAGCUAGAAGCCUCGCCUGCAGAAUAUUCAAGGGCUAAUAAAGAGCUGCGGAAACUCAGGAGGCCAGUGGAGCUUAUAUCUGAGUUGAGGUCUAUACAGAAGGAGAUCGAUGGUUUGAGGUCAUUGAUGGCUGAAUGUCCAGAAGAUAAACACAUGAUUGAUAUGGCAAAUGAGGAAUUGAAUCAGGCCAUAGAAGAAGAGAAAAGGCUUCAAAAUGUGUUGUUGAAGUCAUUACUCCCGACAGACGAUGCUGAUGAGAGGGAUUGUAUUUUAGAAGUGAGAGCAGGAACUGGAGGGGAAGAGGCUUCUUUAUUUUCCAUGGAUAUAUUUAGAAUGUACGAGAGGUACUCACAAAAGAAAGGUUGGAAAUUUGAAGUGGUUGAUAUAACAGAAUCUGACUUGAAAGGAUACAAGGAAGCGAGUGCUGCAAUUUCAGGAGCUGGUGUUUUCGGAAAGCUUAAAUUUGAGAGUGGAAUUCACAGAGUUCAGCAGCGUGUUCCUGUGACUGAGAAAUCUGGACGUGUUCACACUAGUGCUGUGUCUGUUGCCAUCCUUCCUCAAGCUGAUGAGGUAGAUGUUCAGUUGAGGAAUGAAGAUUUGAGAAUCGACACUUAUAGGUCUGGUGGUUCUGGUGGCCAGCAUGCAAAUACCACCAAUAGUGCUGUCAGAGUAACUCAUCUACCAACUGGGAUGACAGUCUCCAUACAAGAUGAGCGAUCCCAGCAUAUGAAUAAAGCAAAAGCCCUCAAGGUGCUGUGUGCAAAGCUUUAUGAAAUUGAAAGGUCAAGAAUUCAGAUGAGUCGAUCAAAACUUCGAUCUGAGCAGAUUGGAAGUGGAGAUAGAUCUGAACGCAUUCGGACUUACAAUUUUCCUCAAGGGCGUGUCACUGAUCACCGUGUUGGCAUCACUCAUCAUGCAAUAAAUAAUAUGAUGCAGGGAGAGAGUCUGGAUGUGUUUAUUGAUGCCCUUCUUCUGCAGCAGGAAAUGGAUGCAAUUGCAUCAUUCAGUUGUGCAGAGUAACUCUGGUAACUCUACCAAUUGCAUCAUUCAGUUGUGUAUCAUAACGGCUCCAACAGAUUUAGAUAAAAUUUUAUAAAAUGAUAUCAAAUUCUUUUCAAAUGCUUAAUUUGUUGUCCCACGAAAGGAAUUAUUCAGUAAUAGAGAAAUGAAUAUUGCAAAUGAAAAUAUCAUUCUUCUUCUUA
This is a messenger RNA of Ricinus communis (castor bean), 1556 nucleotides long. RefSeq names its product peptide chain release factor 1, mitochondrial. Lineage: Eukaryota; Viridiplantae; Streptophyta; Magnoliopsida; Malpighiales; Euphorbiaceae. Gene Ontology annotation, molecular function: translation release factor activity, codon specific. The transcript has 11 exons. The coding region runs from base 103 to 1374 and encodes 423 amino acids. The record is from RefSeq and is a predicted model, not a curated record. Gene Ontology annotation, biological process: translational termination.